Messenger RNA from Aphidius gifuensis, 826 nucleotides. RefSeq names its product U6 snRNA phosphodiesterase. Gene Ontology annotation, cellular component: nucleus. Gene Ontology annotation, biological process: U6 snRNA 3'-end processing. NCBI's taxonomy places the organism in Eukaryota, Metazoa, Arthropoda, Insecta, Hymenoptera, Braconidae. The annotation marks the transcript as partial. The transcript has 4 exons. The record is from RefSeq and is a predicted model, not a curated record. Gene Ontology annotation, molecular function: 3'-5'-RNA exonuclease activity.
UUAAAUAUUAAACUGGCAGGGUUACAAUUAAUUGGUUCAUACUCAUCAGAUUCUGAUGAAGAUGAAAAAAUUAUAAUUAAUAAACCAAAAUCUCAAAUUUUACCAUUACCCAAAGAUAUUGCAAAUUGGAAAGGUGUUCAGUAUGUUGAAGAAAAUAUUGAUGUACCAGAUAAUCAUGAUGGGAGAAUCAGAAGUUUUCAACAUGAACGAGGAAACUGGGCAACACUCGUUUACAUUAAUUAUGAACCUGGUGAAGCUUUAUCAUCCUGGAUGACAUCAAUCAACAAAAUACUACCAAAUGCUAAUUUAAUUAUCAAUCAAUGUCAUAUCAGUUUAUCAAGAACUCUAGUAUUGAAAUAUCAUUGGAUUGAUUCAUUUGUAAAUAGUCUAAAAAAAUUAUGUCAAUCAACUGAUAAAUUUAGCCUUGAUAUUGGUAAUUUAAAAAUAUAUACAAAUGAAGAAAAAACAAGAACAUUUUUAGGUAUACAAUGUCAUAAUUAUGAUAAUAAAUUAAAGGGUUUUAUGGAUUCAUUUAGUAAAAUUCUUGAUGAUUAUAAAUUACCACAAUUUUAUCAGGAAGCAUCAUAUCACAUUAGUUUUUUAUGGCAACUUGGUAAUGAAGUAGAUAAUAUUGAAAAAUAUUUGCCAUCAUUAAAUGAUAGUUUACAUGAUGUAUUAACAAAAACAAUUGAUCAAAAUCACAUUGACGUUGAUGAAAUACAGUGUAAAAUUGGAAAUAAAUUAUACAAAUUUCCAUUAAGAAGAUAAUAUUAUAUUUUAUAAUAAAACAACAAUAAAAAAAUCAAAUAAUUUAUAAAGGUACAAG